AUGGGACUCAUGUUUAAAGAAUUCCUGGGAGAUAAAUGCAUUAAUUCACAGAGUGCAACUAAGAAGCUGCGCGCUACCAUUUGCUGCAGCAAGGGCUCACCAAUAGACAUUGUUGGUUUUGGUUAUGCAGCCUUCUUGACAAUUGGAAGUACUCUGGGAUAUAAGGGAAGAGGUGGAGUUCUGUCUUUGAUUGCUAGUUUUUCCGUUGGACUUUUGGCUGGCGAUGGAGUCUACCGUGUCUCCAAUGACAAACAAGAUAUCAUAGUGUCACUGUUUACAACUUUCUUCCUGGCCACCAUAAUGAGUGUGAGAUUCAAGAAGUCCGAGAAAAUAAUACCUGCUGAUCUGGUUGCAAGCUUAAGCAUCAUGAUGAUCCAGAGACUUGUCCUACUGUUGCUUUAG
Meriones unguiculatus (Mongolian gerbil) is the source of this 402-nucleotide messenger RNA. RefSeq names its product transmembrane protein 14A-like. Gene Ontology annotation, cellular component: mitochondrial membrane. Bases 1 to 402 code for a protein of 133 amino acids. NCBI's taxonomy places the organism in Eukaryota, Metazoa, Chordata, Mammalia, Rodentia, Muridae. The record is from RefSeq and is a predicted model, not a curated record. Gene Ontology annotation, biological process: regulation of heme biosynthetic process. The transcript is spliced from 2 exons.